AUGGUUGCCACCGUUCUCAGUAAAGCAGAGAUGUCAAAGAUGGUCCGCGAGUGCGUACCCGACGCAGACGACGCCAUCAUCGACUACAUCGUCGGCUACCUCGACGAAAACUCGACCCUCGGCGACGACGAGGACGCCAUCGCAGAGUUUGUCCGCCCUCUUCUGGAAGACGCCGGUGGUGAGCCCGACGCCAUUGACGCCCUUUGCAACCGCUUCCAAUCCAUGUUCGAUUCCCAGGAGCGCCACACCAGCAAGAGUGUCGGAUCCGACGGCUUGGCAAAGUUGCUGGAGAAGCCCGUGCACAUGUUGAGCCAGGACAGCGUCUCGGCUACCGGCAAGAUCGGAGCCCGCACCGUCGAUCUCGAGGCCCUCUCUGGACGCAAGAUCCUCUCGCAGGUCGAUACCAAGAAGCUGGAGAAGGCCGAGGCCAAGAUUGCGGCCAAGAUGGCCAAGCGCACGGCCCGUGUCGACUACGCAGCCAGUAAGUUGCUGGACAAGAAGGAAGACGUCGACAUGUUGGCCGUCAACCCCAUUCUGGAUUACACCUCCACCAAGGGCAAGCUCAAGGACGUCAAGCUGGAGAACUUUGAUAUCUCAUUUGCUGGAAAGCGUAUCUUGACCAACGCCAACCUCACCCUCGCCUUUGGACGUCGUUAUGGUCUUGUCGGUCGUAACGGUAUCGGAAAGUCGACCUUGCUUCGCACCCUCUCCCGCCGUGAGCUCAACGUCCCCACCCACAUCAGUAUUCUUCACGUCGAGCAGGAGAUGGCUGGUAGCGAUACCGAGGCUCUUCAGGCUGUGUUAGCGGCUGAUCAGUGGCGCGAGCAUUUGUUGGGCGAGGAGAAGCGCUUGAACACUUUGAACAUGGAUAUGGAGAAGGGCUUGCAGGAGGGCGACACCCGCUCCAAGGAGGAGUUUGAGCAGGAUCGUGAGAAGGCCAUGGUAGAUCUCAAGGAUGUUUACUCCAAGUUGGAGGCCAUUGAGUCCGACAAGGCUGAAGCUCGUGCUGCAUCGAUUCUUGCCGGUCUUGGAUUCACUCCCGACAAGCACCAUAACCCUACAAAGAGUUUCUCCGGAGGAUGGCGUAUGCGUCUCGCUCUUGCCCGCGCCCUUUUCAACAAGCCCGAUCUGCUGCUUCUUGAUGAGCCUACAAACAUGUUGGAUAUCCCUGCCGUUAUCUGGCUGGAGAACUAUUUGAAAACUUGGCCCAAUACCCUACUUGUCGUUUCUCACGACCGAGAAUUCUUGGAUGAGGUCGCUACGGAUAUUUUGUACCAGCACUCUGAGCAAUUGGAUUACUACAAAGGCAACUUUACGCAGUUCCAUACGACCAAGGCUGAGCGUCACAAGGCCCAGCUUCGCGAGUAUGAGAACCAGGUUCAGUACCGCGCUCACUUGCAGGCUUUCAUCGACCGCUGGAGAUACAACGCCAACAGGGCCGCCCAGGCGCAGAGUAAGAUCAAGAUUCUGGAAAAGUUGCCAGAGUUGGAGCCACCAGAGGUCGAGAACUCGAUCUUCUUCAAGUUCCCAGAUCCCGAGAAGCUUGGACCACCAAUUUUGCAGAUGACAGACUGCACGUUCGGAUAUAACGCCGAGAAGAACAUUCUGGAGCACAUUUACCUGGACAUGCAAAUGGAUUCGCGUAUUGCUGUGGUUGGUCCCAACGGAGCUGGUAAGACUACGAUGUUAAAGUUGUUGACAGGCAAGCUCGAGCCUCAGAAGGGUCUUGUCCAUCGUCACGGACGUCUUCGUUUCGCCCUGUUCAGUCAGCAUCACGUGGACCAACUGGAUGUGAACCUGACCUCGGUCGAGUUUAUGGCCAAGAACUGGCCAGGAAAGAGCGAGGAGGAGUACCGUCGUCAGUUGGGAUCAUUUGGUAUCACUGGUAUGGUCGGUCUUCAGCAAAUUGCCACACUUUCUGGAGGACAAAAGUCAAGAGUCGCUUUUGCCUGUCUCGGACUCCAGAACCCUCACUUCUUGAUUCUUGAUGAGCCUACUAACCAUUUGGAUAUGGACUCGAUUGAUGCGUUGACGAGUGCAUUGAGCCAGUUCCAAGGAGGAGUUGUUAUUGUCUCCCACGACGAGCGAUUCAUCAAGGCUGUCUGCAGCGAGCUGUGGGUCUGCGAGGGAGGCAGUCUCAAGAAGUUCCAGGGAGAUGGUAUCAAGGAGUACAAAGAGUACGUUCUCUCCAAGGGUCUCUAG
Molecule: messenger RNA, 2202 nt
Organism: Linnemannia hyalina
Lineage: Eukaryota; Fungi; Mortierellomycota; Mortierellomycetes; Mortierellales; Mortierellaceae
Source: the annotation of a GenBank genome assembly